UUUUAAUGUACGCCACUUUAUUUACAUUGCCUAUGUAUUUGCAUUUGCAACCUUAUUUUAUCUUUAAAUUAAUAAUGUAAAUAAAAUUUGGGGUUAUGUAACGCGGUUGGCAAACCUGCUACUUAAGUUUUCGAAAAUUGUGGCGUGUUUUUUGCAGAUUUUCGUUACUUGUUCUUAAUUAUUACCCAAAAAUGCCGAAGAGAAAGAUUUUGGAUCCAGAAGUCGAAAAUCUCAAGAAACGAAAAGUAACUUCCACGAACGUCCCAAGCGCCACGACCAACAUAACCAAAAACAACAAAGACAGUCUUUCGUGGCCUAAGACCGACGUGCUUCAGCUGGUCUCAAACAUUGAGGAAAACAUCCCAAGUGACGACAACAUGUCGUACAUAUCACGUUUAGAGAAACUAAAGUGGGAAAAUGUCGCGUUUAAGGACUACUCCCCAAAGGCGUGCCAAGACAAGUGGGCUUUGCUCUCUAAGCAGGUGCGAAAAUACCGCCUGUUGGGUGAAAUCGCGGCCGACAUCAAGCAGUGGGUGGAGAACCCCAAACCACGCACUGUGCGGCACCCUGACAAGCCCAAACAGCCCAAAAACUCUUACAUGUUGUUCGUGGAAGCCAAGCGUCAAGAGGUGAUGGAUGAAAACCCCAGUCUUGCCCCCAAUGACGUAUCCCGGAAGUUGGGCGAAAUGUUCAGAAAUCUGACCAUGACGGAGAAGCAGAAAUACGAACAGGAGGCCAAAAUCGCCCGACAGGAGUACUUGGAGAAGCUUCAAGUCUUCUACGAGGCCCACCCCGAGAUGGUCCCUAAGAAAACGCGCAAACGUGGAAAGCCUCACGCGUGCGACGACGAGGGGCCCGAGAAGCCCAAGACGCCCUUCGAACUCUUCGUCAAAGUUGAGUCCGAGAAAGAGGAGAGUGAAGUCUCCAGAUACGUGGUGAUGCAAAAAUGUCGGGAGCGCUGGAACGAGUUUAGCGACAAGGAGAAGUUUUUCUGGAUCAAUUGGGCGGAAGAGGAAUACGCGAAGUAUUUGGAAGACUUGACGGAGUACAUAAAGGAGCAUCCCGAGUACGAACCGGGGCAGCUCAAGCCUCUCCUCACUAAAAACGAACGAAGGAUCAAGGAUCGAGCCUCUGGGAAGCCCCAAAAGCCCCCCAAGGGGCCCUACCAACUGUUCCUCAAGCUGAUGAUGGAGACUGAAGAGAUUCGUAAAAUUAACAGCCGCGAGCUUAUUAAUUACGUCUCGGAUAAAUGGAGGGCAUGCUCUGAGGAGGAGAAGAACGAAUACAGGACUCGAGUCGACCAAAUGUGGGCCGAAUACGAUACUAAACUAGAAGAGUACAUUUUGACUUUACCGCCAGGAAAAAGGGAUCAAAUCCGAGAGGAGGAAAGUCGCUGGAAACACAAAAGUCCCACUGUGGUCCCUAAACAAGUGACAAGAGACAAGAAACCCAAAAAACAUUUUGAAAAACCGUCAAUGCCUCCCUCCAACGAGUAUAAAUUUUUCUUGAGUGUUUAUAAAGGGAAGGAGAAUCCGGACAUGGUUUGGAAGGCCAUGACCAAGAAGGAGAAGGAGAUUUUGGGAGAGAAGUUGGAGGAAGUCAGACGGAAGUACAUCGCUGACUAUGAGGUCUACUUGAAAAGUUUGAGUAGAGAGGAGUUGGAGAAGUUGGGGGAGUCCCUUGCAGCCUCAUGUGACUCUUCCAGCGAAUCCGAGUCGGACAUGGAAGCCGAAGACUGAUGUUAACGUAUUGCUCAUGCACUUAUUUAUUUGUUUUUUUUUCGUUUUUGUUUGAUGUGUUGUGUUGUUUUUAUAAUAUUGUAGAUAUAAUGUAAAUUUCGCCCAAAUAAGAAAGUUUUUUAAGUA
Messenger RNA from Tribolium madens (black flour beetle), 1865 nucleotides. RefSeq names its product nucleolar transcription factor 1-like. The transcript has a single exon. The coding region runs from base 192 to 1739 and encodes 515 amino acids. The record is from RefSeq and is a predicted model, not a curated record. NCBI's taxonomy places the organism in Eukaryota, Metazoa, Arthropoda, Insecta, Coleoptera, Tenebrionidae.